CUUUUAGAUAGUUGUAAAAGUGGUUUGUUCUCAAAAUUCCUUUUCUUAGCAUAAUGGUGCACAUUAUUUACCCUUUUUUCUUUUUUUUUCUUCUUGCCACGCAGUCACUGUGAACUGAACCAGCCCCAGUGAAUGGGUGGGAUCUGUCCAACACUUCCAUAGCCACGUAGCUAGCUACAAGCGUUAGCUUCGCAGCUAACGUCAGCGGACGUUACAAUGGAUUUGCCACAUCAGGGAUACCGAGCAUCUAAACAGAGAGGUCGUACCGCUCCCUCCGCAGCAGAUUCUGUCCUUUUCGAUGAUACCAGCUCUGCAGCACCAGCAAUGAACAGUCAAGGAUACUACACUCCUGGGUACAAUAUGGCAGGACCCUCAAAUGACAUGCAGGGAGACGCUGGAGUGAACAACCUGUUUGCUGACCCAAUGGCAAAUGCUGCAAUGAUGUACGGCUCGUCCUUGGCCAACCAAGGAAAGGAUAUGGUAAACAAAGAGAUCGGAAGAUUCAUGUCUAUGAACAAGCUGAAAUACUUCUUUGCCGUCGAUACUCGAUAUGUACUGAAGAAACUCAUGAUCCUCAUGUUCCCAUAUACACAUCAGGACUGGGAAGUUCGUUACCACCGGGACACUCCACUAACUCCAAGGCAAGAUGUAAAUGCGCCUGAUCUUUACAUACCAACAAUGGCUUUCAUUACCUACAUUUUACUCACUGGGAUGGCCCUCGGCAUCCAGAAAAGGUUCAGUCCAGAGGUUCUCGGUCUUUGUGCCAGCACUGCCCUCGUGUGGAUCAUCAUCGAGGUCUUGGUGUUGCUGCUGAGUUUGUACCUGAUGACUGUGCACAGCGACCUCUCCACCUUUGAUCUCAUCGCCUACAGUGGAUACAAAUACGUUGGGAUGAUCUUCACAGUGUUGUGUGGCUUACUGUUUGGCAGUGAUGGGUAUUAUGUGGCCCUCGCCUGGUCCUCUUGUGCCCUUAUGUUCUUCAUUGUUCGAUCUCUGAAAAUGAAGAUCCUUCCCUCUCUCUCCUCGGACACAAUGGGAACUGCAUCAAGUGCCAAACCUCAGUUCCGCCUUUAUAUCACCGUGGCCACUGCAGUCUUUCAGCCAAUCAUUAUAUACUGGUUAACCUCUCACUUGGUCAGGUGACCUCGAGGCAUUUAAUAACCCAUGUGUUUUUUCCAUGUGUCCAUGUGUACUGGACCCAAAAAAAAAGUGGUUGUUGAAUAUUUGUACAAUGACCUUUAUACACUUUUGUCAGUACGUUCAGAACACAUGGAGACAGAGUUGAGCUGCAGCGUGUGUGCAGCAGCUCGCAGCAGAUGUCAAUAAUGCAGUUGUUUUAUUGAUUUAACAAGAAAAUGAGAGAGAAAAAUAACUCCCUGGAAGACUCUUGUUUUACGCCUUGAAUGUACAGCAACUCUGCCACCUGCUUAUUUUUGGCCACUGACAUUUGAAGACAAGGGAUUUAAUUUUGAUUUAAUUGGUUUCAGUUUGUGUUUUAUUUUAUUUACAGUAUAAAUUUACUGUCCGUUCUUUCCAGUAUAUACAUGUCACUGCCAGACAGAACACACACCACACACAGACAUGAUUCAAGAAGUACCUUUUUUUGGUAUGGUAAUGUUGCUGCAUUACCUCCCCUCUCCUGUAAAGCCUUGUUUUUAUUUAUCUACAUUUGACAAAGCAUGGCAAUGUUUGGAACUUUUUGUAGGGGAAAAAAAUAAAUAUAUUUGGCGUUGUUGGAUUCAGCUUUAACAGUU
Messenger RNA from Solea solea (common sole), 1754 nucleotides. It is a transcript of the gene yif1a, whose product is annotated as Yip1 interacting factor homolog A (S. cerevisiae). Gene Ontology annotation, biological process: endoplasmic reticulum to Golgi vesicle-mediated transport. The coding region runs from base 217 to 1143 and encodes 308 amino acids. Lineage: Eukaryota; Metazoa; Chordata; Actinopteri; Pleuronectiformes; Soleidae. Gene Ontology annotation, cellular component: COPII-coated ER to Golgi transport vesicle; endoplasmic reticulum-Golgi intermediate compartment; Golgi membrane. The transcript is spliced from 9 exons. The record is from RefSeq and is a predicted model, not a curated record.